AUGGCUCGUUUUUCGCUUUCAAGGCCGAGCCGUAGAAAACAGGAUGAUUUCACGCCACAAAUUUUCGCACAACGAAUGAGCAAGGCGCACAAAGUCUUGGGCUCAGCGCCGCUUAGUAUUGACGUUGCUGGUGGUUGGCAACGCGCGCCGUCCUCCCCCAUUUCUGAUGACGAUGCAUCAGCUAGCAUUGCGGCGACUCAUGCCAAGCCGGGGCUGCGAACCCAUGAUUGCAAGUCCCCGGAAGCGUUUGCGAGUCACCAGGAACGCUGGCGUGAGGUAUCGUAUACCACCCCGCAAGCAUUACCACUUGAUGAGCUCGAUUCAACAAGUCCGUCAACGGUGGUGCGUACCGAUAUGACGAAUCCGCUAAGGAAAAGUCGCUCAUCCUCGACAAUUCGAUCGUGGUACAGCAAACCGAAACCCGUCCUGUCCCUGCAGACUUGCUCAUCUGCUACGGCUCGAGGCCAACCUCCUCGCGUGCCUUUGGAAGUAUCUUCGGCUCAACAAGACGCUUCAGAAAGUAGGAGGAAGCCAGCCAGGCCAGAGCUGUCUCGCGAAGAUGCCCUGGGACAGAGUCCCAGUAUAGUCUCAGGGCUCGACUACAUGUUGACAUGUCCUUCCACAACCUCCCUUGCCUCGCGAUUUUCAGCCUCAUCUCACGAGUCGCGCAAGCUUCAAAAACGACGCACCAAAGGAGGUCUUUCCGCUGUCGAACCAUGUCAACACGGUCUGAGUGGAAGAAUGAAUUCGGGAGAAGAAUGCUCCCGGGAUUUGCCGUCGCUGUAUGAUCAUUAUGAGCAGAUGGCGAUGAGACAGGUCAUGAGGCAAAGCUCAACCCCAACUUUGCGAAUGGACAGAGAGGGAGCCAGCUUAUUAUCAAACGUUACAGAAGCUGCGUACGAGGACGACGCAGGAGAACAAGGCCGAGGCGACGAUUUGAGGUGCGCCGUUGCAAAGACUCCCAUGAGGGCGGCCAUGAUGAAGCCUGAUGAAGGGACAUCGUCUCCCGGGGAUCACGCAAGGAGCGUCUCCAGCCCUUAUACGACGACUUCAAAAGCCUCAAAAAGCACACACAGAUCCUUGAGGAGCUCUGACCUUCUUCAAACAAGCGUGUUGAUGCUCUCUUCGGAUUCCGAAGAUGACGAUGCCGAGGCGGCCGCUCUUGGCCCUCAACGCCCUGCACCCAUGCCAGCGGCAACAACGAAAACAAAAACAACAAAAACAACAUCUCCGUCACAUGUGCGGAGCCCGGGACCUGCACAUGGAAGCAUUCGUUUUAAACAAGUUGGAUUCUCAAAAGCCAGCGAUCAAACAGCAAGUCGACCUAGCAAGCUAACCAAAUGCACCAUUUUUGCAACACCGCCAAGCACGCACAUGGCCAAUCCUAAUCCUCGGGGAGACCAAGUGAAUCCGGGGGCAGGUGCCGGACAGAGAUCCGGGGGCUCGAGGGCCAAUCAGCGCCAGGCCGCAAACUCCUGUAGGAGCUCAGUCACGUCUGAUUACUCAACCAGCUCGGGGACUCCUUGGCUGGAGGAUCUCGAAUACGACAUUCGCGAAGCCCGAGCUGUCACCAUGCUGCCCACCUCCCGCCCCGCUGAUGUCAAUAUCCAGGGCAGGGACAAUGAACCCUCCACAGCCAUCGACAAUGCCUCGAGCAGACUAGCGCGACACCGGGCAUCAUCGGCUGACCAACUGACACCACCGCUCAGUCCAAACUCUGUCAACUUUCACAUUCGCUCGGCGCGUUCUUCGGUUGACGGACCCGGCAGCGACUGCAGACUGAUGGCGGUUACGCAUGAAGAAGAAAUGCUCCUGUCUGCCUUGCGGCACAGGCAGCAAGCGAUGCGCAGGCCCUCCAUGCCCCAGAUUUCGGAGAAAGAGGACAAGGUUGAGAAGUUUGUGGAGGACGGGGUAGGGCGAGAAAACGGCACGCGCCUUUCAGCAGCAUCACGCACUUCGGCCGGCUCCAGAGACUCGUGCUCAGACUAUGGGGACGGCAAAGGCCACCGUUCAAAAGGCUCGCAGACAACCAUGACGGGCUCCACGUUUGACGAUGACUUCCCAAUCACACCGUCACCCCACCAUCCCCGCGACGAGCAAUACAAGCAGGUUGAGACUGGUCCCUGCAAAGCGGCCGUGGCUCCCAUCCAAACCAAGGGAAUAGCCCCUGGGAGAGACGUUGCUUCCCUGAGCCCGGCUGGACCGCCGCCGACACUAUCUCUGCCAGCACUGCCGAAGCUCAAGAAGCCCAGGAAAAGGCCGAGCCGCGAUGCUGUCGGCACGCAGCAAGAUGUGCCCCUUUACUUGGACGAUGAGGAGCCCAGCCCGGACAUGGACGACAUCCGACACUGGGAGUCGGCAACGUCGCCGGUCCUGGGGCCUGCGAGCCGGGGUUCCUCUCCUGCCACGACCUGGCAGGCGCACGGUGCGGCGAGGCGCAUCAGCAAGGGGUCCGAGUCGGCGGCUCAUCCCGACUCGCCGGCAAGCCUGCACCCCCACAGCAGCGCCUGGUCCCAUCUUCCGAAGCGGACCAGGAUCCGAGGAGAGGAGCAAAGCCCUCGGUUGGAGGAGGACGACACGCCUCGUCCCGACAGCCCCGUUUCCCCCGUCGCAAUCGAGGCCGCGCAGACCGGGCGAACCGGCGGCAUCAGCAUGGCGCGCUUGAGCGCCGUCGGACCGGGCACCCCGAGCCGUAACGGCAGGCUCGGAUGGUGGGGCGAUGAUGACUGA
Ustilaginoidea virens is the source of this 2730-nucleotide messenger RNA. RefSeq lists its product as uncharacterized. The coding region runs from base 1 to 2730 and encodes 909 amino acids. The record is from RefSeq and is a predicted model, not a curated record. NCBI's taxonomy places the organism in Eukaryota, Fungi, Ascomycota, Sordariomycetes, Hypocreales, Clavicipitaceae. The transcript has a single exon.